Messenger RNA from Stegastes partitus (bicolor damselfish), 8103 nucleotides. RefSeq names its product polycystin 1 like 1, transient receptor potential channel interacting (gene pkd1l1). The transcript has 52 exons. The coding region runs from base 1 to 8103 and encodes 2700 amino acids. NCBI's taxonomy places the organism in Eukaryota, Metazoa, Chordata, Actinopteri, Pomacentridae. Gene Ontology annotation, biological process: calcium ion transport. Gene Ontology annotation, molecular function: protein binding; monoatomic cation channel activity. The record is from RefSeq and is a predicted model, not a curated record. Gene Ontology annotation, cellular component: plasma membrane.
AUGAGUGUGUCUGCGUCUCCGGAGAGAGUGAAGGAUGGAGAGGCUUUUGUCGUGGAAGUGUCUGGAAACCUGGCCGGACGCCCCAGUCAGCCCACAGGGAUUCUGGGACUUGGAGGACAGGAUCUCUCUUAUGUCUCUGUGGAGCUCCUGGAGACGACCUCUAAAGGUCAAAGUUCAGCCCGUGUCAGCGUGUUGGAUGAUGGUUCCUUUACUGCGUCAUUUGAUUGGAUUUUUAAAAAUCCAGGCAAAUAUGAGAUUCGCGUCUGUGCCUCCAACCCCCUCUCCACGCUCUCCUCCUCCCUCCACUUGUCCGUCUCGCGGUCCUCUCCAGGCAGCUUAAUGAUGUCUUUGCUUCACGGCCCCCCGGGCGUCCCCUCCUGCAUCCCCUCUGCACUCUCAGACCCUGAUGGUGAGACUGUGGAGGCAGCGUACCAGGGAGACGCCGUCACACUGCAUGUGUGUUUUGUCAUCUCCGACCUCAGAGCGACUGUUCCUGUGGCUGUGGAGCUGCUCGCCACCGCGAAACACCUGCUUGUCCUCAACCUCACGCUGACUGCAGAGAACGACCACAGCCACGAGGAUCACAGAGACCUCGGCAGCAACGAAAAGGACUGUAACCGUGGCAACGUCACAUGUGAUCACUACAUCAGUCACAUCUGUUGGCAAGUUGGCACCCACCACUUCCACCUCCUCCACACCUUCAACCACUCCAGCUGCCAUCUGCACCUCCGUCUUCCCAUCCGAGUUCAGGAUCCAGUUGGAAAGUUGGUGUUGAACAUUUCCAAUGACGCCACCAGAACUGUGAGAAUUUCUGCAGCAAAGCAAGCAUAUCCUACAAACACAGAUGUAACCUUCCUGGCUGUGGCUGAUCUACCAGAUCCUGUCGACUUCCUCUGGCACUUUGGAGACUCCAGAUCAGCCCGAACCACCUCAAGAACCGUCACUAGAAGAUUCUACCAACCUGGCAGUUAUGAUGUUGUCUUAGUUGCAUCUCAUGGUCAGACGUCCGUCACCUCCAACGCUUUCCAGCUGGUCGUCCAGAGAGCAGUGAAGCUCAACAGGCUGAUCCACCAGGCCUCGGUCCUGCAGAACCAGACAGUGGUGGUGAGCUGCCGAGUUAAUGUGGGGACAAAUCUGACCUUCCUGUGGAGCUUCGGAGACGGAACAGUCCGACCUGGACAGAGCUCAGAGGAGCAUGUCUUCUAUAGAACAGGAGAGUUCAGACUUGAAGUGAAUGUGUCUAACCUGAUCAGUUCUGCCUCUCUGAGCAGCUACAUCUUCGUUGUGGAUCGGCCUUGUCGGCCUCCACCAGUCAAAAACAUGGGGCCUCUCAAACUACAGGUGCGCAGACAUGAGGUCGUCCGUCUGGGUGUGACGUACGACACAGAGGUUGACUGUGACGGAUCGGGAGGUCUUCACUACACCUGGACAUUGUUUGACUCUGCAGGCCGAAGCUUCCCUUUACCUCUAACAGACACACACAGACAGAGUCUCACACUACAGAGCCACCUCCUGCUGUAUGACACCUACACUGCCAUAGCCAGGGUACAGGUCGUGGGCAGUGUGGUGUACAGUAACUACAGCGUGAGAGUUCAGGUGGUACCAAGCCCUCCUGUGGCUGUCAUCCAGGGUGGCACCAACGUCUUCAUUAACAGGAGCUCCGGCACAGUAACCCUGGAUGGGCAGGCAUCUCAUGACCCUGACUUCCCCAUGAACCCACUCAGCUACAGUUGGACAUGUAAGCCAGUCAGCUCCAUCGCCAGCUCCUGCUUCAGCCAGCACAUUCACACUUCAUCCUCGGUGCUCAAGUUCCCUGUCGGUUUCUUGAAGCACAACUUUGACCAGUUCCAGUUCAGGCUCACCGUCCACAGCGGAGAGCGUUCAGCUUCAGCAGAGACCUUCGUCACCUUAGUGUCAAACCUGAUCAGGAGGGUGUCUGUUUCCUGCUCUCGUUGUCAGGGAGACCGUGUGAGCUGGGAUCAGACGUUUUCUGUUAGCGCCACGUGUGAAGGCUGUAACAUUCCUGCUGAACACGUCCAGUACAGCUGGAGUCUGUAUGUGGUCAAUGCUUCAUCCAAGCCUGUCACUGAAAUCCCGUUUUGUUCCACCGUAGAUCUCACCUCUUUCUCUUCCAUCAUGGAGAAUCCUGCCACAUCCCCUCAAACACCCGAGAUUUCUACCCUACACACCCCAGUGGCAAGUUCACAGUCCAGCCACUCUGUCUAUGCAUCUGCUGCUUCAUCCCCAACUGAGAAUUCCUCUGAAACUAAAGCCAAAAAUCUAAAUCUGGACCGAUCGAAUGAAAGCAGAGACACAUCAGACAAAGCCGAGUCGGAGCCUUCUACGAGUCCACUUGUCCUCGGCGAUGGCAGCAUCAUGCAUUCGGACCACUUUGAUAUUACCAGCGAACUUCCAGUUGAGCCUGACUCCUCUACUUACUGGGAUUUUUCUUUUCCUGUGCCAGAGAGUAGUGGUGAGGGCAGUCAGCUAGAUUAUGACGCUCUCUUCCCAAGUGCAGAGGAAGGAGACCCUGGGAUGUCAGCAGGACGACCCACAGGUGUAGACGGUGAGAGCCUCAGUCCAGGAGACGACUCACUGUUUGAUCCAGCAACACACCAAGACGAAGGCAGUAAUCUGGUGGAUCUCAAACCGCCCGUGGUGCUUCAGGAUCCCAGUUUGCUCGACUUACCUCGACACCCACUGGACAGAGGCCUCUUUGAGUCCUACACGGGAAGCUCCUCCCCUUCGCUCGAUUUCAGACCCUUCAGUCUGAGGGCGGGGAGCAGGUACAUGUUGGAGGUCACUGCCGAAUCUCAAAAUAGCAUUCUGGGACGGACUCAGCUGUUUUUCCAAACCAACCCUGUUCCAAAAGGCAUGACGUGUCAGGUGCAGCCAGUCACAGGACGAGAGUUUUACACACAUUUCAGCAUCUUCUGCACCUCAGGGAGAGAGGAUUUACUGUAUGAGUACAGCUACAGUGUAGGAGGCAGACCCCGCAGAACGCUGUACCAGGGGAGAGACUUCCAGCACUACUUCAGUCUUCCAUCAGGUGACCCCAGUGACGACUAUAAAGUAACUAUUUAUACAGAAAUCAGAAGCAGCACUUUGGGGUCAGCCACCAAACCCUGUCCUGUCACCGUCCGAGUCCAACCGAGCUUCUUCAGAAACACCUCGUCCUCUUCUUCACAUCAUGAUCCUGAUCUGGAGCUCUCAGAGUCAGGUUUGAGGAACCUGUCGGCUCUGGUGCAGCUUGGGAACAGCGUAGAGAUCCGUAACUACGUCGGCCUCCUCUCCAUCAUCCUGAACAGACUCAGCCUGGACACUGAGGCCAACACACAGGCACAGGGACACAUGCGCAACCAGCUAAUUUGCACACUUUGUGAGCUUGAAAAGGUUUCAACGACGGACAACAUCUACAUUCUCGAAGACCUUCUCAAAGUUACAAAUCAGGUGACAUUAGUGAGUGCCAGACGAGUAACAGCUCAUAUUCGGGCUAUCUUAGAGCGGUGUUCUGACCAGAAGACGCUCAGCUCUCUGAUCAGCCUGCUUUCACACAGCCUUCAGGUGGUCACUAGCUGCAGCUUCACACCUGAAACACCCAACAGUGUUGACAUUACACAAGCAUUGGAAACAGGCUCACAUAGUGGUGAAAAAGGCGCUCCUAAUGCCUACAUACGUGACUCAUCUGCUGGUCCUCACACCAAACAGCGAAGAUCAACUCCAACAAAGCAAGUGAUGCAACUUGUGACUGAUAUUCUGCAGACUGCUUCGGACCUGAUGCUGAAGUCCAUUCUGUUCCACGAGACCAAAGAGCACAGUGUGAGAGCUGGUCUCAUCACUUUGUAUGCCACAUCCCUAAACCAGACCUCCACAGUCAUCAACAGCGGCUCAGCUACUUUCUAUAUGCCUGCUCCUCUGAUCCAGAUUCUGUUUGAUCAUCACACUGGAGUCACUGAUCGGUUACAGCAUCGACCGUGUGUCCUCAAAGUGCUGACUGAGCUGGCUCACAGCCCUUUCACCUGGGCCAGCUAUUCCACACAGUUGAGUGGACCAGUGGUUGACCUGAGUCUGUACAAGUGCAGCACGAGGAGGAGGAUCCCCGUUCGCUCCCUCAUUCAGCCGAUUGUCACUGAGCUGCAUCAUCUACAAAGAAACAGGAGCUCCGUGAGCGAGUACAUCCUCCUGCGCAGCCACAUCAGCUACCACAGCUUCAACAUUACCCAGGAGCACUUGCAGCAGGCCAUCCAGGUGACCGUGGUGUUCACGCCGUCGCCCAACAAGGCGUUUCCCAUCAUGCUGCUCUUCAGGAUGUUUGAGAGGCCGACUCCCAGCAUGCACCACUUGCACAGGGUUCACCGCUGGGAGAGCAACACCACACGCAUCACUUUGCCACCGUCCUACCUCAGUGCCGCAGGGAUCGGUCACUUGGCCCUGCUUGAUGCAGGAUUUGGGAAAGCACCCAGAAGCAAGCACCUGAGUGAACAGAUAAGCUACAGUCUCACAGUGGACAGCAGUCUGUGUUUGUCCUGGGACGGCCAGCAGGGGGCCUGGACACGCCACGGCUGCAGGACACGGCUAGAGGACACGAGCCCUGCAGUCAGCUGCAGUUGCCACCAGUUGAGGCCGCUGACUGUAAUGCGCCACCUGAUCCAGAGCAGCCACGACACAGCUGAUCUGGAUCCAUUCCUGAGUGCAUCCAGUGAUCUGACAGUGGUGGUGGUGCUGACGUUGUGUUUGUGCCUGUACAUCCCGGGGUUGGUGGCAUGUAAGAGAGCUGAUGUCUCCUCUGAGGGGAACCGAAGGAUCCACUACCUUUCUGACAACCCUCCAUCAGACCCACAUCUCUAUGCCGUCACCAUCCACACUGGUCUCUGCUCUGCAGCCCGUAUGAGUGCAAAGAUUUACAUAGUGCUGUAUGGGGAAGAUGGGGCCACGCAGACAAGAGAACUACAAGUCCCAGGAUGCACUCUGUUCAGGAGGAACUCUCAAGACACCUUUAUACUGAGUGCAGCAGACAGCCUGGGCCCUGUGUGGGGGCUUCACAUCUGGCAUGACAACUCUGGACCCUCCCCAGACUGGUACCUCAAACAAGUGGAGGUGUCUGAGGUAAAGCUCAUCAAUUUACGUGUGAGGAGAUGGCUGUUUGUCGGUCAGUGCUGGUUGGCUGUGAACAAAGGCGAUGGCCGAGUGGAGAGGGAGCUACGUGUUUGCACUCAAGGAAUAGGCUUUGCUAAGAUGUUGGGUCUCAAGCUAUUGGAAUACAUGGCCGAUUUCCACAUCUGGAUGUCUGUGUGCAGCUGCCCUUGCCCCAACUCCUUCACACACACCCAAAGACUUAGCGUGUGUCUGCUGCUGCUGUUGGGUUACGCAUGUGUCAACACAGUAAUCGUAUCACAAACGGAUGAUCAGUUGCUGUUUGAGUUGGGCUUUAUCGACAUGUCAGCUGUUUCUGUAACAACGGGACUUUUAAGCGUGGCGGCUGUGUUGCCCGGAGCAACAGUGAUAGCUUUCCUGUUUCGACUGCGAGGGGUCAAGCCGAUGAGGUCACGAGUCCAACGCGCUAAGAGCAAAAUGACUGAAAAAGACUGUUUUGAAGAUGCUCUGUCAGACACAGACCUCCAGUCAGUGUUCACUACAUCUCGAGGAAAUACAGACACUGAUAAAGAACCUGUUUUCCUGCCAGAUGUGGCCAUAAGAAAGGAGGAUGACCUAACGUUUGAGAGCAGUGCCUGUUUGUCCAGUAGGAGACAUGAAGGUCAAGAGGAGGUUCACCAGGAGGAAGAAACUCCUAGAAAAUGUUCACCAGACUUAAGCUUUGAGGAAGGUUGCCAUCACCAGACAGCGUGGCCUGGUCAACAGACAAAAAGACGAUUACGACCAACAUCCCAGUGGUGUCACUAUCUGGCCUGGGCGCUGUGUCUGCUGUUGUGUCUCUCCUGCUUUGUGUUCUCCACAGUGCUGGGAAUGAGAUUCAGCAGCACCAAGGCUCUGCUGUGGAUACAUUCUCUUUUCUUCUCCCUGAUGUCUUGCAUCUUCCUCAUCCAGCCAGCUGUGCUGCUUGGAGCUCGUCGGCGAGCUCGGUUCCUGCGUCUUGUGCGCCCGCCUACACCGGCAGAGUUGAGGAAAACUCGUGGGAAGAAAAGAAGAAACGCUCUGAUCUAUGAAACACUGAGGGAUUUGUCUCUCUGUGUCCCUAUGUUUAUCCUGAUGAUGUGUAUCAUCUAUGGCAGCUCAGUCAGUGACCACUACCACCUCAAUAGAGCUGUUAGGAGACUCUUUAUAGGGAAUCAAGACAAUGCUUUUAGAGCCAUACAAACGCAUGAGGACUGGUGGAAGUGGACACAGACAAGUCUGCUUGAUUUACUGUACAAGAACGCAUCAUUUAAAACUGAGUCAUAUAUUGUGAUUGGAGAGCCAAUGCUGAAGAAGAUGAUGUCCGACACAUUUCAGAACCAGGUUUCCAUGGCAACACUGCCAAGGACAUGUGGUCCCCUGGGUUGCCACGCAGGACCGAGCGCUACAGUUGGCUUAGGCCGCACAAAAUCUGACGCUGCAUCCAAACUGAAGCUUCUGCGUUCAGGUGGCUGGCUGGGUGGACAGACGGUGGCCCUGAAGGUUCACUUCACCUUGUACAGCCCCGCGCCAAACUUGUUCACCAGUGUCACUCUGCUCGCCGAGCAGAGCCCCACCGGUGUCCUGCUGCCUUCUGCCAAAGUCCAGUCAGUCAGGGUUUAUCACACUCCUGCUGUGUGGGGCUACAUUGUUAUGGUCUGCCAGCUCCUCUUCCUCCUCUUGUCUCUACUACAACUCUAUCUUCAAACGUCCAGUUUAGCACAGCAAGGGCUGCUGGAAUACUUGAGGAAACCUUGCAACUUGGUGGAAGUCAGUCUGCUGACAGUGACAAUAGUGUAUUAUGUGUAUCACAUCUAUCGCUCUGUUAUUAUCAUGGAAGUCGUGGAGUCGCUGCAGAGACGCAGCUACAGAGGACAUGUUGAUGUCAGCCUGCUGGCUACCUGGGAACAAUCUGUUCGUACUCUGCGGGGCAUUGUGGUUUUCCUCCUGACUGUGAAGUGUGUGACUGUGCUGAGGGUGAACAGGACCUUGGCUGUCUCUGCUACACUGUUUGCCCACUCACUCUCCAGCCUCUUAUGGCCAGCGAUUUCAGGUCUGAUACUACUGGCAGCGCUGUCCUGUGUGGGCAAUCUGCUCUACAUACAAAACUCCUGGGCCUUCAGCUCUGUUCCCCGAUCAUUUUGGACUCUGCUCCGUCAGCAUCGAGGCCUCGGAGCCGGCAGGGGAUUCCUCCUCUCUGGGCAUGAUUUGUUUUACUAUGGAGUCCUGUGUCUGACCUCUACAGUGGUGUGGACAGCAAUGAUGAUCAGUGUGGUGUCCUCAUUGGUCAAACCUGCCAAAAGACGUCCAAACAGGAGGAAAGUCUUCACCAUAGCAGAACUGGCCAGCUACAUCAGACAGAGGGUCUCUGAGCUCACUGGGAAGCAUAGACAAGCAUCGACUAGUAACCAUGAGGACGAGAGGACAUAUUACCUUGAGGAGUUUGAAAGCUUAGUGGAUGAGCUGUUGUUCAGACUCAACGCUCUCUCCAGCAGCCUGCACCACACUCUGCCCCCCAAAGCCCAUCGCUUCGGAGAGGAGGACAGUCCUGUCAUCUCACCCAUAUCUGAGCCCUCUGACAUGGACACACAGGACUCUGUGAGGUCACAGAUGAUGGUGAAUGAUGCCACUGAGAUUGGUGACCACUCUGCAUCAAAUCUGGGAGAAAAUCAACCUUCAUCUAACCUGUUCAGGUCCCAGGUUGACCUGAACAUCCUACAGGUCCGACAGCAGAGAGGCCAAAUGGGACACAAUCCCUCGUUGGACAUUGUUGUGGCAUCUGAUGAUAAAUUAAAGGGUGAAUGCUGCCUGGGUCGCCCAGAGCCAGCAUCACUUGAAAGACUUUUGACAGGAGAUGUUCUAGAGAAGCAAGCUGACAAGUGGAGUAAAACAAACGACUGGUUAAGUAAAACUCAGGCCACCCAUACAGAGGUGGUGGUGGAGGUUCUGGUCCAUGAAGAGCCUGGGAGAAUAGAGCCAGAUACACACUAG